AACACAUUUUCUCUUUGUUGUAUGCACUUGUCCAAAAGGAAAGCUUAAAGAUUCCAAACUAACCAAGACGCAAAAACAAGAGAGUGAAGAAGAAGAAAGAAGAUGGUUUUUACUCCCUACCCAGAUUUCCUCAUUAUCUUCAACUCCAAAGAUGUUUCUCUUUCUCAACGUUUGGUACUCCCAAGUGAUUACAGACAGUACUACCCAACGCCUCUCCCUCAGACAGCGGUUCUCAGGAAGCCAGAAGGAAACUUCUGGACCGUCAAAUGGGCAAUAAGUCAAGAGGAGGAGAUUAGCUUCGGAGAUGGCUGGUCUAAGUUUAUCGCAGAGAAUGAUCCCAUCGACGGAGACUUUCUGCAAUUCUCUUACGAUGGUUCCCGAAGCUUCUUGGUUAGCAUUUUCAGGAAUGGGCUCCCUGUGAAGCCAACAGCUCCUGUCACAAUACAAGACAUUUCAGAUGAUGAUGAGGAUAAAACAGCUGGUGAUGGUGAUGAGAAGAAAGAAGAAGAAGAUUAUGAUCAGAACAUGAUCAUUUCUCUUUCUUUGGGAAGUAGCGACGAAGACUACGAUGCUGAUAAAACGGUCAGUGAAGUUAACAAAGCUGAUGGAACUUUAAAGAGAGGAAGUUCUUCGCAAAGGAUACGUGCUCAAUCCAUUGGUGAUCCGGAAAUGUAUCUUGAUGAUCCCAAGAACCCUUGCUUUAUUGCAACGUCGUCGUCGUGUAGGCGUAUGUUGGUGAUUGCUAUGCAAGUAAUAAAAGACUAUGACUUGAAGUUUGAUGGCACGAUCAAGUUCAUCGAUGGUUUUGGUGAAUUAGAGGGAAAGAUUGGAAACUGGAAAGAUCGUGUUGUCGUUUACUCGUGGCAAGAAAUCUAUAACAGAAACCAUGCAAAGCCCGGAGAUGUGAUCAUAUGUGAGAUUCUACGUGAAGGAGGUGUUGUUCGAUCCAUCAAGGCUCACUUCGUUAAGAAAUGAUGUUUUAUUUAUGCGUCUCAAGACUUCAAAGAAUUGGUGUUUAUGUAAUGUUAACAUUCAUCGUCUCUUUUAGGCUGUUGUGUUAUCCUUUGUUCUCUCAGGAUCUUGUUGAAAGUUGGUGUUUGCUUUUUUUUUGAACGUUUUGUUAACUUGGUGUUUGCUUUUGGAUUUAAGUUUUAAAUGUUUGGUGUCG
Messenger RNA from Brassica napus (rape), 1168 nucleotides. RefSeq names its product B3 domain-containing protein At5g57720. Lineage: Eukaryota; Viridiplantae; Streptophyta; Magnoliopsida; Brassicales; Brassicaceae. Gene Ontology annotation, molecular function: DNA binding. The record is from RefSeq and is a predicted model, not a curated record. The transcript is spliced from 4 exons. Bases 103 to 975 code for a protein of 290 amino acids.